Messenger RNA from Knipowitschia caucasica, 1803 nucleotides. Lineage: Eukaryota; Metazoa; Chordata; Actinopteri; Gobiiformes; Gobiidae. The record is from the annotation of a GenBank genome assembly.
AUGGCAGCCCGCGGAGGUUCAGUGGUGUCCUACCUGUUGGUGAUGGUGAUGCUGAGCAGUUUGGGGCGUGAAGAACACAGGGUUGCCGCUGACUCCAGAGCAGUGAACCCCUGUUGUUAUUACCCAUGUCAAAACUCAGGGGUGUGUGUGAGAUUCGGCACUGACCGUUAUCAAUGUGACUGCACGCAAACCGGAUACUAUGGAGACAACUGUACUGUUCCGGAGUUUGAGACCUGGAUUUGUCUCAUGUUGAAACCAAGUCCUUCUUUAGCUCAUUACCUCCUCACUCAUUUCCAGUGGUUUUGGGACAUUCUAAAUGAUACUUUUCUCAGAGACACGUUCAUGAGAUUAGUUCUCACUGUUAGGAGCAAUCUUAUUCCCAGUCCUCCUACGUACAAUACCCAAUAUGGAUAUCUCUGCUGGGAGUCCUACUACAACGUCUCAUACUAUACUCGUCUUCUGCCUCCUGUGCCUGGAGACUGCCCACUGCCAAUGGGAACCAAGGGCAAACUUACUCUUCCUGAUCCAAAAGUGCUGGCAGAGCGUUUCUUUAAGAGGAAGAAAUUCAGGCCAGAUCCUCGGGGAACCAAUUUGAUGUUUGCCUUCAUGGCUCAACACUUCACCCAUCAGUUUUUUAAAACCAAGCAUGAAGUCAAAGCAGGUUUCACAAAGGCAUUUGGACAUGGUGUAGAUGCAAGUCACAUUUAUGGAGACACUCUUGAACGUCAACAUCAACUCAGACUUCACAUUGAUGGGAAACUCAAAUAUCAGCUACUCGGUGGUGAGGUGUAUCCGCCCACAGUGUCCGAAACCUCUGUGUACAUGAAGUAUCCUGAGGACCUUCCCUCUGAACAAAAGUUGGCGAUUGGUCAUGAGCUGUUUGGCCUCCUCCCAGGACUCAGCUUGUACGCCACCUUGUGGCUGAGAGAACACAACCGUGUUUGUGACAUCCUGAGAGCUGAACACCCCACCUGGGACGAUGAGCAGCUUUUCCAGACCUCCAGGCUCAUUAUCAUUGGUGAAAUUAUCAAGAUCAUAAUAGAAGAGUAUGUGCAGCACCUGAGCGGUUACUUUCUUAACCUUAAGUUUGACCCGACGCUGCUGUUCAAAGAGCGUUUUCAGUACAGUAACCGCAUCGCGCUGGAGUUUGGCCAGCUGUACCACUGGCACCCGCUGAUGCCGGACAGCUUCAACAUCGGCCAUGAAGAAGUCUCUUAUUCUCAGUUUGUCUAUAACACCUCCCUCCUCACACACUUCGGGGUGGAGACACUGGUGGACUCGUUCUCUCGACAAGUGGCUGGACAGAUUGGUGGAGGCAAAAAUUGUCCAGAGGCUUUGCUCAAAGUUGCAGAAAUGACCAUCAGAGAGUCGAGACAGGCACGCAUUCAACCUUUUAAUGAAUACAGGAAGAAGUUUAACCUCAAACCGUAUACAUCCUUCUCUGAAUUCACUGAUGACUCAGACAUGGCCAAAGGCUUAGAGGAUCUUUAUGGAGAUAUAGACGCUCUGGAGUUUUUCCCUGGUGUGCUGCUGGAGAAAUCGCGACCUAAUGCCAUCUUUGGAGAGAGCAUGGUGGAGAUGGGUGCUCCUUUCUCUUUAAAAGGGUUGCUGGGAAAUCCUCUUUGCUCCCCUGGCUACUGGAAGCCCAGUACUUUUGGAGGGGAGACAGGUUUCCAAAUUGUCAAAAGUUCAACUCUGCAAAAACUUGUGUGUCAAAAUUCAAGAUGGUGUCCAUAUGUGCACUUCCGAGUCCCAAGCAAGGAGCAGCAGGCUAACUCCAAAAAAUCACUGAAUGAACUUUGA